Parnassius apollo (apollo) is the source of this 285-nucleotide messenger RNA. Lineage: Eukaryota; Metazoa; Arthropoda; Insecta; Lepidoptera; Papilionidae. The record is from the annotation of a GenBank genome assembly.
AUGGCGCUCAAUAAUCGUUACUGCAAGGAAGAGUUUGUAGCAGCUGCGCGUAAACAUAAGGAACUCAAAGUUUCCCAACUGGGAUACGCCGAUGAAGGCCAUGUUUACGUCAACGACCAUCUCACGCUAUUUAAUAAAGCUCUUCUUAAGAAGGUGAAAGAUCUGGCGAAAACAAAAAACUUCAAAUAUGUGUGGAUAAAACAUUGCAAGAUUCUGGCCCGAAAAUCCGACACAUCACCGACGUUCCGCAUAAAAUCAGAAAAAGAUCUUCUAAAAUUUUCAUAA